Culex quinquefasciatus (southern house mosquito) is the source of this 972-nucleotide messenger RNA. RefSeq lists its product as uncharacterized. The coding region runs from base 225 to 590 and encodes 121 amino acids. The record is from RefSeq and is a predicted model, not a curated record. The transcript has 2 exons. NCBI's taxonomy places the organism in Eukaryota, Metazoa, Arthropoda, Insecta, Diptera, Culicidae.
UUAAUGAAUUAAUUUUAGCAGUUAAUAUAUUAAGGAAUUAAAUACCUCACGUCAUUUGACAUCUGACAGCGCCACACCUGCAUUCUAAACAUUGGUUUUGUUUGUUUCUCUUUCGCGCGCUCAACUGUCAAGUUUGUUUGGAUUCCGUGAAGCGUUGGAAAAAAAGUGGUGAUGGAUAAAGUGAAAUUUACGGAGAAUGCAGAAAAGAUGUGAUCCGCUGAACGAUGGCUUUGCUGAGGGGAACGGAGAAUUAUUCUUUAAGCAUGCACCCAACCUGUUCCGCGCUCGGAUCGCACACAAUCUACGCCAAAAUCCUGUGUCCCCGCUGGACGGUGCCCAUCAGCCGGCUGCUGACCGAGAUGACCGGCCUAGAGCGAGUGCCAGCCGCACUGCUGGCCUCCCGGUAUCUGGUCACACAGCAAACGAAUAACGGUUCCGCUAAAAAGGACCUGGACGGUCCCAUUGAACCGGUUGUGAUAAAGCCGGCGGUGAAACGACCGGAAAUGAACGACGUUUGCCAGUGGAUGAUGACGGCGGGCCGGAUGGGCGGGCGGUGCCCUUUCAGAAGAACCUGGACAGGCAGCAGCUGAUGCAGACGUGUUGCUUAAUGGGAAUGGGUGGACGCAGCAGCAGCGAAGCAAGAAGCAGAACAAUUUGGACGAGGAACGGCUCCAGAUGGACGAAGCGGAGAUUUUUUCUUUAAGCAUGAACCCCACACGGCAGAGUUGUUGCGGAUGAUUACGGUGGAACCUAUGCUGAGGAUUCUGAACCGGGCAUGGUGAUGUACCUGACAAAAUGGCGAUGAGCAGCUGGAGAACAAAACGGUGCUGCUUCCCGAAGGAUUGAAAGGGCAAACCGAAGUUUCUUCUUUCUUAGGACUAGACAAAAUCAAAAUAAAGCGGAAUAAUAUUCUUUAGUGUUGUGUGGAUAUUACGUUGCGUGGUGAAAAUGCAUUUUUAUUAGCACAAAUAA